AUGGAUAAAAAUGCCAAGACUGUACCCCUGACCAAGGGCCCCACGGAUUCAGGGGGGGGCCCGUCCAUAACUGGCAAAGAGACUGGAAAACUGGAACCCGGAAUGAAGAGUGAUUAUGAAGAUAUGUGUUUUGAAAAACCCGAAGAGGAUAUAACAAAUGAAGAUCUCUCCAGCUGGCUAUUUGAGUACUGGGGUAACCUGGACUCAAGCGUCGGAAAACUCGCAACUGUGGUGGAAAAGAUGUGCACCUUUUCCCUGGCAACGAGAAACUUACACAAGGAGAUGAAAGGCUGGUGUAUUGAGUUGCACAAACAAAUGGGCAGGGUUCAAAAAAGAAGCGAAGCACUGAAGUCCUUUGUCGACAAAUCAUCGGACAGAAUUGUAGAUUUGUCUUCUAGCCUCCUAGAAGUCAGCACUACGCAUAGCCUAAGGGCAGUGUCAACAGCUGACAUAGGAGUCGGCACGGAAACUGAGGCUGUUCUGAAACCAAGAAGUAGCGAUGAACAGGAUACUGGACAACAGACCAGCAGCAAAACCGGCACGAACCAAGGGCAUGGCAGACAACGAAGCCACUUGAAGACAACUAAACUUGAAAAGACGAUACAGGAGGAAAGAGGAAAUGUCCCCGAGAGGAAGAAGAAGAAAUCAAAGAUGAAACCGGGGAACAAAAAUACCCAUGUUGCCCCUUCCCAAGGCGUCACUAUAUCAAAGGGCAAAGGAGCAAGCACCUAUGCCGAUAUGGUUAAAAAAUUGAAGGAUGAAAUCGACCUGGAAACAAUAGGAGUGGAGAUUAAAUCAAUGAAGAGGACCAAGGAAGACGGAAUUUUCAUGUUUGUCGGCAAAGGGACCAAGGCAGCAGAAGAUGUCAAAAAGCUGAAACGGGAAAUUGAGAAUGUUCUCGGUGGUGAUGUGGUAGUGAAGGAGUCCAGCAGGCCGCCUCUCAUCGAGAUCCGCGGCAUUGGUCAAGAAGAAAAAGAAGAAGAUGUCGUCUCAGGAAUUUGCCGAUACGGGACAAUUCCCGAAGAAGUUCACGUGACAAAGAUGGGACCCUCGUUCGGAGCAACGCAGAGGGCACUCGUCUCAGUCUCAGCCGAGAUAGCGGGCAAAAUCAUUGCCACAGGUCGAGUUCUAGUCGGACUGAUAUCGUGUGGAGUUCGUCUGAAAGGUAAACCAGUAAUAAGAUGCUACAGAUGCCACGGCUACAAUCACAGGGCAUCCACAUGCAGAGGCCACGAUAGGAGGAAAUUGUGCAUGACGUGCGGUGGGGAAGGCCACCUUGCGAAGCUGUGUCGGAGUGCACCCAAUUGUGUCCUAUGCAAAGAUAUAAAGCGACAGGCGGACCACUACCCAGGAAGCGGGAGAUGUGAGGCUUACAGGAAGGCAAGACUUAAGUAA
Molecule: messenger RNA, 1395 nt
Organism: Macrosiphum euphorbiae (potato aphid)
Lineage: Eukaryota; Metazoa; Arthropoda; Insecta; Hemiptera; Aphididae
Source: the annotation of a GenBank genome assembly